Molecule: messenger RNA, 468 nt
Organism: Musca vetustissima
Lineage: Eukaryota; Metazoa; Arthropoda; Insecta; Diptera; Muscidae
Gene: Cp19
Product: chorion protein S19
Exons: 2
Coding region: 1-468 (155 amino acids)
Biological process (GO): multicellular organism development
Cellular component (GO): egg chorion
Source: RefSeq, a predicted model, not a curated record
AUGAACAAAUAUAUCUGCUUUGCUAUCGUUUUGUUGGCUGCCAUUACAUCUGGUAGCUGUAAUGGCUAUGGCAAUUUGGCCAAUCUUGCUUUGAGUUCCUAUGGCGGAGCCGCACAAUCGGCUCCAGCCGGUGAUGCUGGCGGUUACGGCUUCUCAGGCGGAUAUGCUGCCCCUGCUCCCAGCUAUGGUGGUGCAGCCGCCUCAGGAUACAACAGCUAUUCUGCCCCCAAAGCCUAUGCCCCAAAAUACUCCUUCCAACCCGCAUACGCCACUGAAUUGUAUCCCGGACAGAAUGGCUACAAACAAUACAAUUCGCAUGCCAGCUACAGCCAAGUAGCUUUGCCUGUUGUACAAGACGCCCCAUUGGCUAAAUUGUACUCCUCGGCUUCCAAGUCUUAUGGCGGUUAUGGCAGUAGCCCAUCUUAUGGCGGUAGCUCAUCCUAUGGUGGUAGCCAAGCUGCCUACUAA